AUGUCGACACCGCCGCCCGCCCGCCUCCGCUCCAUCUACCGCUCCAUCCUGCGCGAGCUGCCUCCCCGUCCCAUCCUCUCCUCGCCCCGAAGCCAUCUGCACAACCGCCUGCGCGCCUCAUUCCGAGACUCAUCCGCCUCCUCGCACGCCCAGGCAGAGCAACUCGUUGCCUAUUUGCGCUCCCAGAGACUAUAUGUCACCCUGAUAGAGCGGUAUAAUCCUGGCAUGGAUAUGGAUGAGGAGGAGAGGGUGAGGUUGACGGCCAGGAGGGUCGGCAUGGAUAUGCCUGAGUUGUAUGGUAGAGGGCAGAAGUUGUAA
Pochonia chlamydosporia 170 is the source of this 318-nucleotide messenger RNA. RefSeq names its product Ras guanyl-nucleotide exchange factor RasGEF. Bases 1 to 318 code for a protein of 105 amino acids. The record is from RefSeq and is a predicted model, not a curated record. Gene Ontology annotation, biological process: mitochondrial proton-transporting ATP synthase complex assembly. Gene Ontology annotation, cellular component: mitochondrial matrix. NCBI's taxonomy places the organism in Eukaryota, Fungi, Ascomycota, Sordariomycetes, Hypocreales, Clavicipitaceae. The transcript has a single exon.